AUGCAACAUUUUCUUCUGGUAUGGCUCGAUGCCAAUGCAGACAAGGAUGCUGACGAUUUUCAACAUUCUCUAGCGCAACUUCAAGCCACUAUCUACACAUUAGAAUACGGUUCUGAUCCUGAUCAAUGUGUUGACUAUUUGACAACGAUCGAAGAUGAGAAAAUCUUUUUAAUUGUCCCUAGGGGAUUUGGUGAAAAUACAGUGCUCCUCAUUCACGAUAUGCCUCAACUUGAUACUAUCUUUGGUUUCAAUAGCAAUGCAGAACAACAACCAGAAUGGCCAAAAAGCGAUCCACAACUUACAGAUCUCACUUGCCGAAUACAAGUGGAUCUCGGUGGUCGAGAAUGGUAUUCAAUGGGCCAAUUGCUGCUACAAGUAGGUCAUUUCAAUCAAGCUGAAGAACUCUACAAUGAAUUACUCGAGAUUGCUUCUGACGAAAGCGAUAUAGCACAUAUCUAUCUCCACAUUGGAUUGUCGAAAUGGCAACAAGAUAAAUAUCAAGAAGCAGUUGCUUUCUACGAAAAGGAACUCGCGAUCAUUCGCCGGACCCUCCCGCAAGAUGACCCUACACUCGCGCAUACUUACGCCAACAUCAGUGCAGUGUAUAACAACAUGGGUGACUGCACGAAAGCAAUUGAAUUUUACGAAAAAUCAAAUAAAAUCUAUGAAAUAUCUCUACCUACGAAUCAUCCCGAUUUAGCUGCUUUGUACAACAACAUCGGUGAAGUGGUUUAUGAAAUGGGUUACUACUCAAAAGCACUUUGCUAUCUAGAAAAUGCGAUGACUAUAUGGCGAAAGUCGCUCCCUUCAACACAUGACAAUAUUAAAACCACAAUGAAUAGCAAGGAUCGUGUGAGGAAAAAUCUUUGA
Molecule: messenger RNA, 870 nt
Organism: Rotaria socialis
Lineage: Eukaryota; Metazoa; Rotifera; Eurotatoria; Philodinida; Philodinidae
Source: the annotation of a GenBank genome assembly